CCGAGGCAUUUCUUGAAUAAUUGGCUCUGUGAUUCGAUGGCCUUUGUGAAUGCGAUAAAAUAAAAAAAGUGAAAAGAAAAAAAGUGAAUGCGAGGAAUUUCGGAAUAAUUGUUCCUGUGAUUCGACAGCCUUUGUGGAUUGUCCUGAAUAUUCUGAGAAGUAAGGGUACAUAUCGUUAUGUUGUUAAUUUGGCUUUUGCUUAUUUGUUGUGAAACCAUAAUAUUUAUAGUGUUCAAAAGAACGAAGCCUUUUCGGCUUCUUUCUCUGUUUCUUUUCUCUCUCUCUCUCUCUCUCUCUCUCUCUCUCUCUCUCUUUAAUGAUUUUUUGGCAGCACUACGCUCUUGAUUGUUGUCAUUUUUUUUCUGUAAGCUCUAGUGAGUAAAAAUGUAUUCAUGCAUUUUUGUUAGAAAUUUGGAAAUUUUGUUAUAAAAUUUUCGAAUGCAUUUUUAUCAAACAAAGCUUGAAGAAGGUGCUAUUAUCACUUCCGCGACAAAUUCUCGCUAAGAAGAGAGACAGGAGUUAAUGAGAUUCAACCAUUUUUUGCAACCUCAAAUUUGCCGCGAAUUGGGUUUUGAACUUCUGAUUUUGUCACUCACAAAGCAAUGUAUCAUGUGAAGUUGUCAAAAUGGAUAAAAGUGGAUUUGAGGAGUUUUAGAGUAACUAGUUCUGUGAUUCCACUGCCUCCAUGGAUUGUCUUGAAAGUUCUGAGAAACAAAGAGUAAGAUGGGGAGAUAUUGUGAUUAUUGCUCUGUGUUGGAGAAUAAUACGUCUUUUCAUAAAGAUGGAAGGAUAUGUUGGUGAACAAGAAAAAAUGUUAUUUAAUUUUGAUAAGCUGGUUUCUGUGAUCGGCUGGCUGAUUGCAUUUUGUGGACUGUUGGCAUUUCACCAGGCAUUAGUCAGUAACCCCCAAGAUGCUUUUGUGAUCUGGGUUUUUGUUUCUGUUCUGUAUAAUGGAAAAUGGGAGGAAGUUGUUAAAAUUGCAAGAGAACGUGCUAAAGAUCAAGUUAAUUUUGCUCCUGAGAUCUCUGGUUUUCUGAAAUUGAAUCAGAUGAAGAACUUGAGUGAGUUGGCGUCUUUAGUUCAAGAUUGUGUCAAUGCUUUGAAUGAGACACACUCUGGUAUGGUGUAUGUUUCAAUGAAAUGGGAUGGAUGUUGGUCAAAUUUUUUGAUGCACUGGUAACUUCUAUUGAAUCUUACAACAAAGAAAGAGAGAAUUUCAUGAUUGACUAUCACUUGCUUGGAAAGGGAAUAUACAUGAGAAGAGGCCAGACCUGUUCAUUGAAAAACUAUUAUGAAAACAUUUAGCGGUGGGCUUGUUGGAUGAGAGAGUGUGGUUGACAAGGGGAAGAAAAAUCUUUUACUGCUGGAGGUCAUUGAGCUAAGUUGCCAUCUGAGGCCCUCUGAUUUGACGAAAAAUGAGUUAUUGGUCAAGAUAUAUAGAAAACAUAGUCUAGCAGUUCUUGACUGUGAAUCAAAUAUAGGGAUAACCAAAAAGCAGAAGUUAGUUGUGAAGAAAUGCAGACUUUCUGAGCAGGACCUAACUAUAAACAAGCAGAAAGUGGUUCCGAAAGAGGAGAGGCAGCAGAAAGGUUAGAAACACAAGAAGGUUGUAGAGACUUGCCAAUUGUGUACAGAAGAAAUAACG
Pistacia vera is the source of this 1645-nucleotide messenger RNA. RefSeq lists its product as uncharacterized. The record is from RefSeq and is a predicted model, not a curated record. The transcript has 6 exons. NCBI's taxonomy places the organism in Eukaryota, Viridiplantae, Streptophyta, Magnoliopsida, Sapindales, Anacardiaceae. The coding region runs from base 686 to 1180 and encodes 164 amino acids.